GCCUGUUGAGGAGACAGAUGAGCGCAAGGAUGGGAGGUGUUCCUUGAGAGCCUAGGGAGUAAAAGGGUCCAGACUCCGGAUUUUGGUGCUGUAUGUUCGCCGGGUUCCUGAGAGUGGAGGACACCUGUGCAACUGUGAAGCCUCCCUGCAGUUUCCUCAUCAAAAGUGGACAAGCCCAGACAGGACUCUCUGCCCUGUGAGCUGAGCUACAGUUCGCCAAAAAGGAGCGCUGAAGUUAUCAUGCUUCAGAGACUCCUAAUCACCCUGCCCAUCGAGGCCAGCACCUGGGUGAAGUUGCACCAUCCAAAGAAGGCCACGGAGGGGGCGCCCCCGUGGGAGGACGUGACUAAGAUGUUUGAAGGAGAAGUUCUGCUAUCUCAGGAUGCUGAUGAGACCCGGGGAGAAAGUUUUGAGGAUGAAGUGACAUCUGGAUCCCUGACAGCAGAAACCCAGGAACUGUUAACCUUCAAAGACAUAUCUGUGGACUUCACCCAGGAGGAGUGGGGGCAGCUGGCCCCUGCUCACCGGAAUCUGUACCGGGAGGUGAUGCUGGAGAACUAUGGGAACCUGGUCUCAGUGGCAGGGUAUCAGCUUUCGAAACCUGGUGUGAUUUCCCAGUUGGAGAAGGGAGAAGAACCAUGGCUGAUGGAGAGAGAGAUUUCAGGAGGUCCAAGUCCAGACUUGGAGGAUGAAACAGAAACCAAAGAGUCAAUCUUAAAGAGAGACAUCUCAUGGGAAGAAUUACACCAUGACCUGAUGAUGGAAAAGUCCACAAGAGGAAGCACCUUGGUUUCCACAUUGGGAAGGGACUCCAAAUGUCAUAAGUUAGAAAACCACCAGGAGAACCAAGGAAUGGGUGCAGGGCAAAUCCCCUUGAUCCACAAGAAAACACUCAUGCAGGAGAAAGGCCAAGAAUCUAACAGAUGUGUGAAAAGUAUUAAUGUGUGCUCAAAAGUUAUUCCAGGACCAAUAGAUCCUCCAAGAAAAAGACACCAUAAAUAUGACAUAUCUAGAAAGAAAAGUAGAUACAAUUUAGGUUUGAUUAAUCACUCAAGGAAUUAUACAAGAAUGAAAACCUUUGAAUGUAAUAUUUGUGAAAAAAUCUUCAAACAGCUCAUUCAUCUUACAGAACACAUGAGAAUUCAUACUGGAGAGAAACCUUUCAGAUGUAAAGAAUGUGGAAAAGCCUUUAGCCAAAGUUCAUCCCUUAUUCCACAUCAGAGAAUCCAUACUGGCGAGAAACCCUAUGAGUGUAAAGAAUGCGGGAAAACCUUCAGACAUCCAUCAUCUCUUACUCAACAUGUUAGAAUUCAUAGUGGGGAGAAACCCUAUGAAUGUGGUGUAUGUGAGAAAGCAUUCAGCCAGAGCAUUGGGCUGAUCCAGCAUCUGAGAACUCAUGUCAGAGAGAAACCUUUUACAUGCAAAGACUGUGGAAAAGCAUUUUUCCAGAUUAGACACCUCAGGCAACAUGAGAUUAUUCAUACUGGUGUGAAACCCUAUAUUUGUAAUGUAUGCAGUAAAACCUUCAGUCACAGCACAUACCUAACUCAACACCAGAGAACUCAUACUGGGGAAAAACCAUAUAAAUGUAAGGAAUGUGGGAAAGCCUUUAGCCAGAGAAUACAUCUUUCUAUCCAUCACAGAGUCCAUACUGGAGUGAAACCUUAUGAAUGCAGUCAUUGUGGGAAAGCCUUCAGGCAUGAUUCAUCCUUUGCUAAACAUCAGAGAAUUCAUACUGGAGAAAAACCAUAUAAUUGUAAUGAAUGUGGAAAAGCCUUCAGCUGUAGUUCAUCACUUAUUCGACACUGCAAAACACAUUUAAGAAAUACCUUCAGCAAUGAUAUGUGAAAUAUGUUCAACAUCAAAGAAUCCCCAAAUUGGAGCAAAAGCCUCUAAGUCUGUGAUUUUCUGACUUUUGGAUUUCAAGAACCAGUAAUUUUUUUAAUGGUUUGACCCAAUGUUACAACUAUUAAU
Molecule: messenger RNA, 1974 nt
Organism: Kogia breviceps (pygmy sperm whale)
Lineage: Eukaryota; Metazoa; Chordata; Mammalia; Artiodactyla; Physeteridae
Source: RefSeq, a predicted model, not a curated record